This is a messenger RNA of Adelges cooleyi (spruce gall adelgid), 2418 nucleotides long. RefSeq names its product EF-hand calcium-binding domain-containing protein 4A-like. Gene Ontology annotation, molecular function: calcium ion binding. The record is from RefSeq and is a predicted model, not a curated record. Bases 1315 to 2322 code for a protein of 335 amino acids. The transcript has 8 exons. NCBI's taxonomy places the organism in Eukaryota, Metazoa, Arthropoda, Insecta, Hemiptera, Adelgidae.
UAUAUAAAUGGAUUGGUGAUAAAAAUUUUCAAAAUAUUUAAAAAAUCUAGUAAAACAUGUGCCUAAAUGUUACGGUAACGAUAAUUAUAACAACUUGGACAUUCUUUGGAUGUCGGUACUGUAUAGAAUUUGAGAGAAAAAAAAUCUUAAUUAUUCUGUCUUACCCGUGUGAAUAAUUUGAAAAAAAAUCCCAAAACGUCAUGACCGUGACUAUUAAAAGUUUAUUAAAAUAACUCUUAUCGGGUACAUCAGAGGUUUUAAAACGUGCACGUUACAGUAUAUGUGAGAAAGUUUUAUUGUAUAAUAAUAAUCGUUAACCGUUUUUAUUUUAUUAUUCGAAACAAUGGUAGUAAACAGGAUGUUUUUUUCCUCUCAAAACCAACGAUUAAUAGUUGAGAUAUUAUCCGUCGACAGAGAAUGGUAACAACACAUUAUACGUAUAAGACCUCACAAAAAAAAAAAUUGAUUAUUCGUUUACCAGAAAAAUCUGAAAAUUCGAUCUUGAUCCAAAAAUCUGUUUUGGGUAGGUCCAGUACGCAUUUGGCAAAUGUCUUUGGUAAAAAAUAGGUAUGUUUAAACUUAAUAUGUAAAUCAAUGUAAACGUCACUCUAGAAAUGCCAAAAGAAUUCGAAAAAAAAAAUUCGACUAGGUGUUUCCUGUAACCUAUUUUACUUAACCUAAACAAAUAACCCACCUAACUCUGUUUAGGUAUGAUUAUAUUUUGUUGGUGAGAAAAAAAAUAACGUGUGCAUUGUACAAUAAUAAUAAUAAUUUAUUGUACUGUCCAUUGUGUUCAGAAACCGCCGAGUCUUGAACGAACAAACUAUAUUACACUAACAGCAUUGUUUUCUAGGUCGCUGCUUAGUAUAAAAUCCAAAAACCAAUUGAUAAUUUCAAAAAAAAAUACUAAAAUUGUCCGUAUUUGAGUUUGCAUCGCGUUCGUAUUAUGUGUGCGUGUUACAGAUAUUUAAAAAAAAAAAAAAAUUCUCUCUUGCCUCGGUACGUUGAAAAUGUUUUCAAUAAUCGUUUGCCCAUAAUUGUUUGAAUUGUAUGGGAAAAAAAAAGCGUUUCUAAAUAAUUGUACACAUUGUCUGCGUGGUGAAUACAUUGGUAUUAGGUAGGCAUGUGUCCACAAUAUAGCUGUUGCUGUUCAUUAUUACAAGUAGGUACUUAUAGCUAGUUUUUUUUUUUCAUCAUUGGGAUUUGGUUAUGAGCGAAAACGAUGCAUAACAAACUGCAUAUUAGUGUCUCUAAUCUCAAGGGCAUAAUGAUAAAUGUCCGAUAAAUUCUUAAGUAUGUAGUACUUACUACCGAAUGCAAUUAUAUUGUAUUGCUCGAAUGAUGAUGAACUUCUGUGCACAAGAGGUACCACACACAAAACGUCAUCGGUUCGCACACAAAAGCAUUGACACUUGUUCAAACAUUUGGUUUUUUGUAGCCGCCCAACAGAAACUUAAAGACGAACUUUGCAUGACUCCGGAACAACUUGAGAUUGUAUUUGACACGUUAGAUGUCGAACAGAAAGGAUACCUGACACUGGAUCAAUUUUUGGAAAGAUUCAAAGAUACACCGCCCGUGACCGUUCGAAAUAAACGGUGGAAAGAAAAGCCGGUUACAUUUAAAUUAUCUUUUUCGGACGAUAUCCAAACACUUCUCCUAAACAUUAAAGAGUUCAAUAUGCUUAAACUGAGCAUAGGGCACUUAGAAAACAUAUGCAAGGCCGUUCAAUCGGACACGGACAGUUCUGCUGGCAUAGGUCGCGUAGAAGCAUUUCUCAGGUCUCUGCAAAUGGACCUGACUAAAAUAGCAGAACAAAAUAAAGAACUGGAGGAACUGCUACAGAGUCGGGAAGUACAACAUCAGAAUAAUAUGCAGAAACUAUUCGAGGAACUGGAAUGCCAUUUUCGCGAAGAACAGGAAAAAACCAAAAUAGAGGACCAGCUCAAGUUUAAAAACGAACUGUCGUCUUUGGAAAGUGAAAUUUCCGAAAAAGAAGAACGACUUCGGGCGGCCAUUUACACACGACAGGAGUUUGCUAGCCAACUGGUGUCAGCUCAGAAACGCGAGCUGUCGAUACUCAACAGCAACGCGGAAUUGACCAAAAAACAGGAAUUGUUAGCCAACGAAUUGGACAAAGAGCGAGCUAAAAGCACCAAGUUCGAAGAGCUGUUGGCGCGAGCUAAAAUCGAAGCGGCCGUUUCCAAAGAAAAACAUUUCAAACAAGGGUUCUACGUGGCGAAGAAUUUAGUCUCCCUCAAAGAAGAAGGACUACUCCAUCAACUACAAAUUCUUCAAGAUAUGAAAAAUGUACUGCUGAGCUAAAACACCUUUGUGCUCUACUCUUCUUGAUGUUUUCUUAACGUGUUUAUUUGUUAAAUAUUUCACAAUAUAAAUUGUGUGUGUGUACCAUUGUUGUUG